UCCGCUGCGCAUGCGCCGCUUUCCCGCGCCCGCCUCUGGCCCGGUGUGAUGUGUGAGCUAUAACUGGACACACGGGUGGUCUCUUUUCCCCGCUGGCGACCCGUAGCAUGUGGCCCUUUGACCCGCCCAGGCGGGGUGAGAGGUCGGGUGGCCAUCUUGCGACAGCGGUGGCGGUUUGUUGUUGGUGAGGCCCCGCCGCGCCCCCUCCCCCCCGGGCUGAGCAGGCCCCGGGGCCGGGCCGGGCCGGGCGGCGCCAUGUCCUCCUUCUCGGAGUCGGCCCUGGAGAAGAAGCUCUCGGAGCUGAGCAACUCCCAGCAGAGCGUCCAGACCCUGUCGCUGUGGCUCAUCCACCACCGCAAGCACGCCGGGCCCAUCGUCUCCGUGUGGCACCGCGAGCUCCGCAAAGCAAAAUCAAGUAGGAAGCUUACAUUUCUAUAUUUGGCGAACGAUGUCAUCCAGAACAGUAAAAGGAAGGGUCCUGAAUUCACAAGGGAGUUUGAAUCUGUUCUUGUGGAUGCUAUUUCUCAUGUUGCCAGAGAGGCAGAUGAGGGCUGCAAAAAGCCCUUGGAGCGACUGCUUAACAUCUGGCAAGAAAGGAGCGUGUAUGGCAGCGAGUUCAUACAACAGCUGAAACUUUCUAUGGAGGACACCAGUAGCCCUCCACCAAAAGUUACAGAGGAGAAAAAGUCCUUGAAGCGGACAUUUCAGCAGAUACAAGAGGAAGAAGAUGAGGAUUACCCUGGGAGCUACUCGCCCCAGGACCCCAGCACUGGGCCAUUACUGCUUACAAGGAAGUAUGUAUGUCAAGCAGACAGUGAACAUCCUUUGGUUCUUCAAGCCAGCAUAAACAUUGAAAAGACUGAGGACUUGAUCAAAGCCCUGCAGGACCUGGAAAAUGCAGCAUCAGGAGAUGCCACAGUGCGGCAGAAAAUUGCCUCACUGCCACAGGAAGUUCAAGAUGUGUCACUGCUGGAGAAAAUUACAGACAAAGAGGCAGCAGAACGUCUUUCGAAAACGGUGGAUGAAGCAUGUUUGUUACUAGCGGAGUAUAAUGGGCGGCUGGCAGCAGAGUUGGAAGACCGACGCCAGCUGGCACGCAUGCUGAUUGAGUACACCCAGAACCAGAAGGAUGUAUUGACCGAGAAAGAGAAAAAGUUAGAAGAGUAUAAACAGAAGCUUGCUCGGGUAACCCAGGUCCGCAAGGAGCUGAAAUCUCACAUCCAGAGCCUUCCAGAUCUGUCGCUGCUGCCCAACGUUACAGGAGGCCUGGCACCUUUGCCAUCUGCUGGUGAUCUGUUUUCAACUGACUAGGACUAAUGGUGCUCGCAUUUACUAAUUCCCCUUAGUACCAGCAGAAGUAAGAAAACUCUCAUGUUGACUGGAAAUCCAGUCUUCCAAUGAUCUACCAUAGGAAUGAACAUACAGACCCUACUUUCAACCUACCAGCUGCACAUGCGUGCUCUCUGUGUACAGUGUCUCAUGUUGAGGGGAAGAUGGAGAGUGUGUAUGUCCAUGUUCUGAAGGGAGUGGGUAUAGAGUCCAUAUAUAUUUUGAAAAGAAACUUUUCUCACCUUUUCUGUACUCAGAUUUGUUUCCGUUUGCUCUUAGCACUUGUUACUCCCACAGAAGUCCAUAAGAAUCAUGUACAUAUACCUUGAAAGUUUUCAAAGAAAUGUUGUGUUUUUCUCUCUAAAAGUGUCUGAUUAUUUCUGAAUCUGUUUUGUGUGUGUUAGUUGGGUUUCUGACGUUCAAAUCUAUAAGCAGUAGAGUGGCUAGUGUGCUUCAUGGGGGCGUAUGCAUGUGUGGACUGUACCAUACUGGGAUCAGGGGGACAUGUCCACAGAGCAACAGUACAGUUAACCUUUUGUUAAAUCGAUAGUUGCUGUUACUGUUGUAGGAAUGACCUCAAGGUGGCUCCUAUUUGGUAUGGUGCAUAUGUACAUACACUGAGACUCGCACUAUGGGCGAUAGAAAUGAACAGCUUGUUUUUGUGAGUUAGAGAUAACUUCAUAACUUGCACUGUGUGGAGCAAUGCAGAACUGGUUACUAAGCAUGAGUAGAAGUGAAUUUUAUUCCAACUCCCUUGUAUUAUAUUUAUACCACAUUUUCCCUCUGUAUUAGAUAAAUGUAAAUGCUACAGAAGUUUUAACUAGCCAAGAGGUUGGAGUGGUGGAAUAAAACUAGUGAUAUCUCAAAUAGGUACUGUAACUUUCUUUGUGAACUUGAGAAUGGCUAUAUUGAAAAUCUUGUUCUAUGAAUUUUGUCUCCUUAGGUUAAAUAAGUGAAUUUAUUUGAUGGACUGAAGUUAAAUGUGGUAUAAAUAUUUUAUUUAUAUAGCGUAUCAACAUAUACAGACCUGUAUGUAUAUGUAUACACACAUCCUGUAUACCAUAGAUCAGUAUACAUGAGCAUGUAUAUAUUGGGAGGAUGUAUGUAUUUUCGCAUCACACAUUAAUGUGAGUUGAUUUUUUCCCAGUAAAAAUCGAAAAACAAAUUUAAAAAAUACUAAUUCUAAUUCCAUGAUCAUGCUAGCUAAUGGUAUAACUACCAUGGAUGUAGUUAGCUUUAAAUGUUUGUGUAUUAGUUUUAGCAAGCAGGCCUGCCUGCUCCAUUGCAAACCAUUCCAAUCUGGCAAUUUUGUUUUAAUUUAAACACUUCUUGCUAAGGGCAUGUCUUCACUAGCAAUGGGGCAGUGCUUUAACGUGGC
Molecule: messenger RNA, 2707 nt
Organism: Terrapene triunguis (Three-toed box turtle)
Lineage: Eukaryota; Metazoa; Chordata; Testudines; Emydidae
Gene: RPRD1B
Product: regulation of nuclear pre-mRNA domain containing 1B
Exons: 8
Coding region: 256-1311 (351 amino acids)
Biological process (GO): mRNA 3'-end processing
Cellular component (GO): RNA polymerase II, holoenzyme
Molecular function (GO): RNA polymerase II C-terminal domain binding
Source: RefSeq, a predicted model, not a curated record